Messenger RNA from Coniophora puteana RWD-64-598 SS2, 1376 nucleotides. RefSeq names its product Aldo keto reductase. The coding region runs from base 256 to 1296 and encodes 346 amino acids. The record is from RefSeq and is a predicted model, not a curated record. The transcript has 13 exons. NCBI's taxonomy places the organism in Eukaryota, Fungi, Basidiomycota, Agaricomycetes, Boletales, Coniophoraceae.
GGCAUGACCUCGAUUUUCUCAGCAUACAUGCUUCAUCUGUCCUGGAUGACGAGUAAUUGGAACAAGAGCCGAGCUGGGAUCAGCGCUUAGCGCUCAUAAACCGUCUUUGUCCAUGGGUACAUUAUGACGUCGUCUGGCUUCUCGACUGGGACGUAUAAGAGGGCAGCUUCUCUGGGUUGACAUGCCGCCACGCCAUCUCUUAUCCAACCUUCGAUCUCAAGUCUCACUCGCAACUUGUUGAUACUGGUAAUAAUCAUGUCGUCUCAGGAGAAGAAGAUGUCUUACGUUCGUCUGGGGAACUCCGGGCUGAAAGUAUCGAAGAUCAUCCUAGGCACGAUGUCGUAUGGCGAUGCUGGCUGGGCAGGUUGGGUGCUCCCAGAGGAAGAGGGCGUGAAACACAUCAAGGCUGCAUAUGAUGCUGGUAUCCAAACAUUCGACACCGCCAACGUGUAUUCCAACGGUCUAUCGGAGGUCAUCUUGGGUAACGCUAUCAAGAAGUACAAUCUUCCUCGGGAGGAGAUCGUCGUGAUGACGAAGGUAUACUUCCCUCUCGGACGCGAUUAUGGUCAAAACGUGGCAUGGAUAGCCGACCCCGAUGGUGCUGGCUUUGUAAACCAGCAUGGGUUGAGCCGCAAGCACAUUUUUGACUCGGUGAAGAAGAGCUUGGAGCGCUUGCAACUCGACUAUAUUGACCUGCUCCAAUGCCAUCGUUUUGAUUAUGAAACGCCCAUCGAGGAGACCAUGCAAGCGCUUCACGACGUCGUUCAAGCAGGAUACGUGCGCUAUAUUGGCAUGAGCUCGUGUCAUGCAUAUCAAUUCCACCAAAUGCAAAAUUACGCCAUCAACAACAAACUCACCCCUUUCGUUUCGAUGCAAAACCACUACAGUCUGAUCUAUCGCGAGGAAGAGCGCGAGAUGUUCCCCACGCUCAAGCUAUUCAACGUCGGAUCGAUCCCGUGGUCCCCGCUUGGUCGAGGCCUCCUUGCUCGCCCUCGCGGCGAGCAGACCAAGCGCGGUGAAACGGAUGCGUUCCACGAGCGCUACACUCGCUCCGAGGCAUACCAAACGAUCGUGGACAGGGUGGAGGAAGUUGCGAAGAAGCGUGGCGUCAGCAUGAGUCAGGUCGCUAUUGCCUGGACGCUAGCGAAGCCUGGCGUUACUGCUCCUAUUGUUGGCACAACUAAGCUCGAGAAUUUGUACGAAAUCAUCGAGGGAGCUCACCUCAAGCUUACGGAGGAGGAGGUCAAGUACCUGGAGGAGCCUUAUGUUCCUCAGGCGAUCGUCGGACACUCGUGAGGAUGGCACAAUUUCGUCUCGUAAUUCUCAGAGAGACGUUCACACCAUAUCCGACUGAAAAGUUGUACUUAGUACUUACC